This is a messenger RNA of Capronia coronata CBS 617.96, 681 nucleotides long. RefSeq lists its product as uncharacterized. The transcript has 2 exons. The record is from RefSeq and is a predicted model, not a curated record. The coding region runs from base 1 to 681 and encodes 226 amino acids. Lineage: Eukaryota; Fungi; Ascomycota; Eurotiomycetes; Chaetothyriales; Herpotrichiellaceae.
AUGGUUAACAUCGCAAAGCGCAUGCGAAGCUUCCAACCUCUAUGGCGAAUACGAAAUGGACAAGGCGCUGCCAUUCUUCCUCCACCACCCUCACCUCAAUUAACUCAUCUCCUUCUACGAUUUCCUCGAGGAGAAUGGCGCAAACCGGUACAUGGCCCGAGGCUAUUUGCGAAUGAACACCUACCCCGACUGAAAUAUCACAAUCCUGCUCUGCCCAUCAGAGUCGAGACUUUCACAAAAUCACAGCUACAAGUGACCUUUGAGAGCAGCGACCGGGGUUCAUUAGAAGCACUGGAAUCUAGGAACACAGAAGCGGACUCCGAGGGGGAGAAGCUAAACGAAGAAUGGUCUACAAUAGAAUCAAAACCCCAGCCAGCAGCUGACCCGAGCACACCUUCAUCCACAUCACCUCCCAGCGAGAUCUUCGUGAGACGCGCCACGGUUGACAUUGCGGGCAAACGCCCUCGACAGAUUUGGCAUUGGCUCAAGAGCGCUGCUAAAUGUGAAGAUAUAGCCCAAUCUCCGGAAGAUGUGGAACUGAUGAGGCGGCUCAAUGCCUUCUUCCAAAAGGCGGACAUCGACAGAAAACGUGUCAAGGCCGGCAUUGAUGAGAUGAGAAAGCAGAAGGAAGACUUGAGAAAGGCACGCGAAGCAGCUGAGAGGCUGACCAGCGAGAGCUAA